AUGACUGGCGUCCGCUCCAGCUACCUCAGCGGCUUGCUUGAUCGCUUCCAGAAGCUCGCAACGGUCGUCGAGCCGGGCAACUCGAACGAUGGAGCUCAAUGCCUCCCGCAAACGACGAUUCUCAUCUUUAUCAUCUUGUACAGCCUUGGCCUGUCUCUUGCGAAAAGCUGCUUGGGAUUGCCGGCCCCGUUCACGGCGCCGCUGUUCACAGUCAGAGGCCGUAUCACGCCCCGGAGGUCUCCGUUAUCAGUACCCACUUGCAAGUCUUCAUCUGCUUUUGCCAUAUUCCCGACUACGUGA
Molecule: messenger RNA, 300 nt
Organism: Neoarthrinium moseri
Lineage: Eukaryota; Fungi; Ascomycota; Sordariomycetes; Amphisphaeriales; Apiosporaceae
Exons: 1
Coding region: 1-300 (99 amino acids)
Source: RefSeq, a predicted model, not a curated record